AUGGAACUCGUUCUGGGCACUACUGCUUUUCUGGUACUUCUGAUGGCUACCUGUCUUUAUCUUCUGCGGUCCACAAAACACACUCCGCAGCUUCCCGAUACUCUACCGUGGUACAGCAGAAAGGGCCAACCUUUUAUCAUUCCUGACCCCGGCCUCAAACCGCAAGUUAUGUUGCCACCUGAUCAUGUUCAGUGGAUGUUGCAGCUGCCAGAUACCGUCCUGGGCCGGCAGGCUGACAACGAGAAAUUGGGGUUUCGUCAUAUGACCAAUCUGAUGACGAAGCCAGACCCUGUGAUAACCGAGACGAUUCGUAAAGAUCUAACUAGGAACAUUCUGAAACAGCAUUCUGAUAUCUCUGACGAAAUACGUAGAAGCAUUGAUGCGACAAUGGGGACUGAAGAUUCGUGGGUCGAGAUCAACCUUAUUGAGGCCGUGGAAACGAUAGUCAUUAGAUCUCAUUCGCGUCCUCUGGUAGGCCUGCCCCUAUGUCGCAGUGAAAAGUACGUAUCAGCCAUGAGGGCGAUGACUUCCUCAUGGGCCAAAGGCUCUCUCGCACUGAGGUAUGUGCCCUGGUUCCUACGGCCACUUCUGGGACUCUUGAUGAGCCUACCCUACAAGCUUUACAAGACAAGAGCAUUGAAAAUUGUUUUGCCAAUGAUUAUCGAGUCCAUGUCAAAUAUAGGGCGAGAAAUAAUGGAUCCUGCGUUUAGCAGUGAGUCGCCAGACAACUUUAUCAAAUGGAUGGUUACUGCUGCUUUGAAAGCUAAAAGCACUGCGUUUACUACUCCGGAGGACGCUGCGGAGAGAUUCUUAAUCGUUGUCCUAGCAUUAGACUCUACAUCCGUGGCCUUAGCAAAUAUGUUGCUCGAUUUGCUGAGCUCAAAGCCUGAGCUACGUUACUACGAGGCCCUGCGCCAAGAGUCUGAAAUGGCUUUCCAAGCUGAGAAGGAUUGGGAUGACUGGGCCAGUGUAAACAAACUGCGACUCACUGAUAGUGCGAUACGAGAAACCCUACGUCUCAAUCCGCAAGCUGUGCGGAGUCGACAACGAGAGGUCCUACAGAAAGACGGACUGAAGCUGCCGGAUGGUCAACAUUUACCCAAAGGCUCUUGGAUUGGAUUUUCUCCUACUGAUAUUCACUUUGACGAGAGAUUCUAUCCAGAUCCGGAAACGUACGAUCCAUUCCGAUUCGUUGCAGGAAAUGAAACUUUGGAGCUGGAACAACGCAGCAUAUCCGCUGAUGUUGCCUCUAAGGAGCGGAUGUCUUCGUUGAUGGUCGCAACGAACAAGACGUUCCUUAGUUUUGGGCAUGGCCGCCACGCAUGGUGA
Molecule: messenger RNA, 1329 nt
Organism: Pyrenophora tritici-repentis Pt-1C-BFP
Lineage: Eukaryota; Fungi; Ascomycota; Dothideomycetes; Pleosporales; Pleosporaceae
Source: RefSeq, a predicted model, not a curated record